UUGUAAAAAUGUGCUCAGAAACACAUAAAAGUUAAUAAUAUAAACACUUAUAGAUACUUAGUAGCACCAACACCGUUGAUCGGCCCCACUAACCAAUCACAGUUAAAAUACAACAAACAAAAUUAAAAACAAAUCGAAUAUAAAAUUUAACCCGAAUCUUCAAAUUUAAUGCGAAAAUCACUGUCAUCAUUACUUUUUUUCAAAUUAAAUCUUUAUUGAACAUUUUACUGUCUGCACAACUGUCAAAAAAAAUCAAAAAUUAUACAAAUUUUCAAUAUAAAUCUUAAACUGAUUAUUUUUUUACAAUGCACUCAGCAAGCAUCAUGGAUUCUGAUUCGUCGUGUUAUUAUGAAACGACUUACAGUGAAGAUGAAAGAAUUGAAGCAGCGCUCGAAGAAAAAAGAAGAAAACUGCCCCAACGUGCCCAAGAAGUCAAUUUGGCACGACAAAAAUUAUUUGAUGAUUUCGCCGAAUCCAACUUAGAGAUCUUUAAUUUACCAGGCCUCAAAUUCCACACAUUUCGACACACAAAAAUCAAAUUUUCAUUCCAUCCAGCAUCAGUCACGAAUUUUGUCAUUCAAAAUGUCAAAUUUUACAUUUCUCUUAAAUACGUGAACAAAUAUUGGAGGGUAAAACGAGAUUCACUUCCAAGUAAUUUCAAAUGGAAAAUAUACAGUUUAUUUUAUAAUGAAAACACUUUUGAAAUUGAUGAUGAAAAUAUUCUAGCAAUUUUAAUGAAAAUUUACAAACUACUCGUAUCAUGGGCACAAAAUGAAGAACAAUUUCGUUUGGACAAAUUUGAGAGGUACAAGAAGGGUGAAGAUGUGGAAUUGGAUUCGGACGACGAACAGUUUUUUUUAAAUCAAGAUGAAAGAAAUGAACGUCUUGCGAAGAAAACUAAAAUACUUCGUCGCAUGAUACCACCAAACAGAAGAAUAUAAACCAAUCUGAAACAGUAUUACGAUUAGUAUUAUGUAUUAUUAUUAUUCAUUUAACUUAAUUAUAUUUAACUUUUAAAGCUGUUUUUUAAAGGAAAUUCCCAAGUCAAAAUUUUGGUGAAAAAAUUCGUGGCAACAUUUUGUGUUUGACCCUAAAAAUUUUAAAAUCCUUUGGUGCCGAUUUUAGACUCUUUCCUGAAUAUUUUAUGUAACUUUAGUGACGAUUUCAUGAAAUAGUUAUUUAUACGGAGGAGAUACAAUGAUGGAACAGCUGGAAAUAAAAGAUAACCUACUUCAUAAUUAUUUAUACAGGGUGUUAUGUAAAAUCUCUUGAGGAAUUCUUCCUUCAAACAACACUUAACGAUAAGACGUAUUUUCUGUUUAAAUAAAUAGAGCCAAAAUAAAAUUUGGACUUCCAUAAUUUCGAAACUUUUGUAGAUGAGAUGAUUGUAAAGAGCAACACUAAAAUUAGCAAGUAAAUGAACAAAAUAAUCAGGAUUUUUGCAACUAAUGAAAUCAUAACACAUAACAAACAUCAUGCGUCAAUAUCGUAAUUUGUGUUGAGGUUUUCGAAAGUGUUUAUUAAUUUAAUUAGUGCAGUUAGUAGUGCAAAAUGUCAAAGCUAAUCAUCGACAGUGUACAGUUGCUGAAGCAGCGAAAGAAGCAACAUUAAAACUUUUACUUGUGACAUUUAGUUAUAAAAGUAGCCACUUUUGUGACUUCUGCGAAUAAAAGAAAUUUGUAAAGUUGUUAAUAUAAUUUUCAUGCCGUUUAAUUUUAUAUAGAUACAUUAGAGUUCAACGCAUGUGAAAAGUUUUAACAACAUUUAUGUAUCUAAAUCAGAAGUCUAUUUCUACAUAUAACAAAAGUAAAUAUAAAAGAAAUUUUUUGUCAUUUUCAUGCAAUGUUUACUCUACUUUAAUACUUCAGCAAUUUUCUUCUGGUUUUCUGUGUUUCAUAAAAUGUUUGAGACUUUAGUUUUUUUACACUUGUCAAAUGUUUAGAGUUCAAACUUAUAAAAUUUUACCUUUAAACAUUUUUUAAAUUAUUAAAUUAGCCUUGAAUUUUAUUUCCUGGUCCAAAUUAUUUACUUUUUUUAUGGAUCAAUCCCGAGAGGCGACCGAAUUCCAUUUGAGGAAUUAAAAUAGUUGACAACCAAGAUAUAAAUCACACAAAACUGCAAUACAACAAUUUAUUUUCCCUUUUAUAAACUACAAAAGAACUAAUGAUUUAUAGGAGUAAAAUUUUGGAUAACUUCCACAAUGGUAACAACUUCAGCCAUUGCCCCUGCACCAGUAUCCCCACACAUGAGAGUUUUUUCAAUAACAGGCACUUCUAUAUAACCCCAAGAAAUUAAAGUGCUUAUUUGUGUUGCUGUAAGAGGAUGUUGAAACAUUUUGGUAUUCAUAGCAGGACAAAAAAUUAAUGGUUUUGAUAAUUCCCAUGCUCGAGCAGUACAAGUUAAAAGAUUAUCACAUAAUCCCUAUAAAAAAAUAAGAAACAAUAUAUCUACUUUAAUACAUUUAUCAUACAUUUGCAAUUUUUGCUAAAGUAUUUGCAUCCAAAGGAGCAAUAACAAAAAUAUCAGCCCAUUUACUUAAUUCAAUGUGUAAAACAGGAUCGCCCCUUUUAGUCCAUCCUGCCCACUCAUCAGAAUCAGUAAAGACUUCAGCAUCAGGAUGAAUGUCUUUCUGAUCAAAAAAGUGUUUAGCUCGUUCAGUUACCACAAUGCGAAUCUAGAAAAACACAUUACGUUGUAUUUGUCGCUUUAUUCCCUUGGGAAUAAAAUACAUGAAAUCCCAACUUUUACUAUUAAAGUAGGUAACGCCAGAGGCAACCGAAGAGGGCCGAGGGCAUUUUUAUUCGAGAAAUCAAUUUACUACUAAUCAAAAAUCCUACCAAGAGAUUGUAAAGUUGUUUUUCUCUCCCAA
This is a messenger RNA of Tribolium madens (black flour beetle), 2869 nucleotides long. RefSeq lists its product as uncharacterized. The coding region runs from base 306 to 941 and encodes 211 amino acids. NCBI's taxonomy places the organism in Eukaryota, Metazoa, Arthropoda, Insecta, Coleoptera, Tenebrionidae. The transcript is spliced from 3 exons. The record is from RefSeq and is a predicted model, not a curated record.